Messenger RNA from Alternaria viburni, 360 nucleotides. RefSeq lists its product as uncharacterized. The transcript has 2 exons. The record is from RefSeq and is a predicted model, not a curated record. The coding region runs from base 1 to 360 and encodes 119 amino acids. NCBI's taxonomy places the organism in Eukaryota, Fungi, Ascomycota, Dothideomycetes, Pleosporales, Pleosporaceae.
AUGGCGGAACGCACGAACACCGCCGAAUUCGACGCAUAUGUGGGGACGCUUCCCACACACAUGAGGGACCCGGUCAGGCUAGAGCUCCUCGCCCUUGCGCAGCCUUACCAACCUACAGUCGCCGAGAAGAAGGAAGAGGCGGAGCUCGACAGGAAACUUGCCUUCUUCGACGCUUACGCUGAGAAGGACGCCCAGGCCAAGGAGGACAACGCUCUUAUCCUCGAAUCCCUCAAAUUUAUGGAGCAUCUCAAGGAAAUGGAGGACAAGCACGCCGCAGACCUAAAGACAGCUCUGGAGAAGCAGAAGCAGGAGCUCGAGAGCAAACAUGAGGCUGAACUGCAUGAAGUGCAGAUCAAAUAA